Messenger RNA from Suillus paluster, 1006 nucleotides. RefSeq names its product glycoside hydrolase family 25 protein. Bases 319 to 903 code for a protein of 194 amino acids. NCBI's taxonomy places the organism in Eukaryota, Fungi, Basidiomycota, Agaricomycetes, Boletales, Suillaceae. The record is from RefSeq and is a predicted model, not a curated record. Gene Ontology annotation, molecular function: lysozyme activity. The transcript is spliced from 7 exons. Gene Ontology annotation, biological process: peptidoglycan catabolic process; cell wall macromolecule catabolic process; carbohydrate catabolic process.
UUGCAUCACCUCAUCGGAUGAUCUGUUGAUCACCACAGCCCAAACGGCGUUGUUGUAUGCAACCCUGACUGUUCCUCGGGACAGGGGCUAUUCUCUUGUUCGUCAUCCUCAAACCUCUCGACAUUACACCCUGGUAUACGGUAUCAGACGCGGUGCCAAUAUUCGAAUUCUCAGUCAUGUCAUGUUUAUUCUCAUGGACUUUUAUGAACUGUGUGCAAUGUUGCGGUGGCCCGAUUGUUGCACAUGCUCUGAUCAUGAGCAGGAGAGAUGGAUGAUGUGUGCCUUGGCAGCUCUUCUUCGAGUUGCAUAUAAACUGCUAUGAAAUACCUUGCAAUCCUCACCUUGGCUGCACUCGCCAGCGCAACGCCUGAGAAGCGCGCUACGCCGCUAGGCAUCGACGUUUCUAGCUACCAGCCCGACGUUGACUGGACUACUGUUAAAAACAACGGUGUUAGCUUCGUCUAUAUCAAGGCUACCGAAGGCACAGAUUACAUAUCUCCUUCAUUCAGUAAUCAGUACAUCGGAGCGACUGACGCUGGACUCAUACGUGGUGGUUACCACUUUGCUCACCCUGACUUGUCCACUGGUGCCACCCAGGCUGAUUAUUUCCUCGCUAAUGGCGGUGGCUGGUCUGCCGACGGGAUCACCCUCCCUGGUGCUCUCGAUAUCGAGUACAACCCCAGCGGCAGCGAAUGCUAUGGUUUGACCACUUCACAGAUGGUGUCCUGGAUACAAUCCUUCUCCAACACCUACGAAGCUGCUACGAGCCGCGCUGCGUUCGCGAACACCAAUCCCCUUUGGAUCGCUAUCUACUCCAGCUCGGUUGGCACCCUCCCUGCUGGAUGGCAGUACGAGACGUUCUGGCAAUAUGCAGACUCGGGCGCCAACCCAGGCGACUGCUGACAUGGCGCUUGGCUAUUAGAAGGUUGCUUCCUGCUGGGUUCAGAGUUUUAGCGUGCAAUUUGGCCAGGAGAAAUUGGAUUGCUAUACCGCAUAAUACUCGUGG